GCAAAACCAUUGAGUACCACGGCACCACACAUUUCCUUCAGCACCGCUCUAGCUAGCUACCUACUAGCUCAUCGCAAGCCGAGGCCGAUCUGGCCUGACCUGAUCUGAUCACUGUGAGAAGACAUGUCGCAGGACGCGGCGUGGGCGCAGGCCGAGCGGGAGCAGCGCCGGCCGUCCACGGAGCCCAUCGGGAUCCCGGCCAUCUCGGGGGCGGCGCGGGUCGCCGAGCGGGAGACGAACCAGCUGGCAGACGACGGCGACGGCGAGGCGGUGCCCCCGCACGUGCUGCUGGCGCGGCGCAGGGCGGCGUCCUCGGUGUGCUCCGGCCAGGGCCGCACGCUCAAGGGCCGCGACCUGCGCCGCGUGCGCGACUCCGUCCUGCGGAUGACCGGCUUCAUCGAGAGCUAGCCUCGGCCUCGGCCAGCGGCGGGUGCCCACGUCGGCCUCGCUUGCUGCCCUGCCCCACCUCGCUGGUCCAGCAUCGUACUAGCGUCAGUAAUGCAGCAGCAACCAGCCCGCCCGAUCCAAACGGUUGAAUAUGUAACGCUGUCUGAGUCAGUACGUCCCUGAUCGGUUGAUUUCCUUUUGUGAGAGAUUGGGUGUUACAGAGGAUGGUCCAUGAGAAUGCAUUUUGUAUUCCUUUGUAAAAUUCAUACCAAAUGGGACGGAGGUGGAUUUAGUCUUAUGUAUAUAUAGGCUAGUAAUUUGUCCUUGAAGAAUUGAAUU
This is a messenger RNA of Zea mays, 726 nucleotides long. RefSeq lists its product as uncharacterized. NCBI's taxonomy places the organism in Eukaryota, Viridiplantae, Streptophyta, Magnoliopsida, Poales, Poaceae. Bases 124 to 408 code for a protein of 94 amino acids. The record is from RefSeq and is marked validated. The transcript has a single exon.